Helianthus annuus (common sunflower) is the source of this 4271-nucleotide messenger RNA. RefSeq lists its product as uncharacterized. Gene Ontology annotation, biological process: protein autophosphorylation. The transcript has 13 exons. Gene Ontology annotation, molecular function: protein binding; transmembrane receptor protein tyrosine kinase activity; ATP binding. Gene Ontology annotation, cellular component: plasma membrane; plasmodesma. Lineage: Eukaryota; Viridiplantae; Streptophyta; Magnoliopsida; Asterales; Asteraceae. Bases 314 to 4024 code for a protein of 1236 amino acids. The record is from RefSeq and is a predicted model, not a curated record.
GAACAGAAAAAACAGAUAGAUUCAAGAUUGGGCUCCAAUCAAAAAAGUGAAAAACCCGCAGCACGCCUGCACCAACAACAGCAACUUCUUCAUCACCCACUUUUCCCUUUACUGUCCAGAUCUGUUUCAGCUCCGAUUUGCUACAGCUUGGUUUUGAUCGGUGUGCACAGGACAAUCAGCAGUUGCCGCUGAUUCUCGAACUCAAAACUUCCAGCAACUUACCCUUGGUCCCAGACUUAAUCGCAGGUUGAAGAAAAAGUUGUGUGUAUCUCUUAACGCCAAUGGGGUUGUUUUAUCAUCCCCAUUAGCAAAUAUGAAUGACCUAGAUGAUAACAUCGAAUCCAUAAUGUCCAAAUCAUUGCCAGAACCUAAAAUAAAGAGGGUUGGAUCUCUAGUGUCCGAGUCGAACGCACAAGGAUCCGAGUCACAGUCAGCUAAGCCACUCAUGAACCCUGAUCUGGCUGCGGUCAAGCUGCAGAAAAUAUAUAGAGGUUUUAGAACCAGAAGAAACCUAGCUGACAGUGCAGUUAUGGUUGAGCAAGGGGUGAAGCUGCUGGAUUUUGAGCAGCUGAAAUCCAGCUCAUUAUCAUUCUUUGUGAAACCAGAAACGGCUGUUUCACGUGGAGCUGCAAAGGUGGGAAAAGGUUUGUCGAAAAAUGAAAAGGCUAGUAAACUUGCCUUACAACAUUGGCUUGAGGCAAUUGAUCCUAGACAUCGCUAUGGUCAUAAUCUUCACUAUUAUUAUACCAAAUGGCUUCUUUCUGAGAGUACACAACCCUUCUUCUAUUGGCUCGACGUAGGGGAAGGGAAAGAGGUGAAUCUUGAAAUAUGCCCAAGAACAAAGCUUCUUCAGCAAUGCAUCAUAUAUCUUGGCCCUAAAGAAAGGGAGGCAUAUGAAGUUAUAGUGGAAGACGGGAAGUUCAUGUACAAACUGAGUAAGACUGUGAUUGAUACAACAGGUGGACCAGAACACACCAAGUGGAUAUUUGUGCUUAGCCCAUCAAUGGUUUUAUAUAUCGGGCAGAAACAAAAAGGUAGAUUUGUACAUUCAAGCUUUCUAGCCGGUGGAGCUACAAUAUCUGCCGGUCGAUUGGUGAUUAGAGACGGUAUUUUAGAGGCUGUUUGGCCUAAUAGCGGACAUUACCUCCCGACGGAAGAAAACUUUGAUGCUUUCAUGUCGUUCCUUGAGCAACACCAUAUCGAUCUCCAUGCUGUCAAGAGAUACACUCUUGAAGAGAUAUUAUCCGCCACCAACAACUUCUCUCAUGAAAAUCUGAUAAUGGAAGGCCCAUUAGGAAAGGUGUACCUUUCACAUGUUAAGAAUUUGGUCAUACAAAGGUUAGAUUUUAAGCAUGGGCAAGGAGACGAGCUACAAACAGAGAUUUCAACAAUUAAGAGUCUCAAUCAUAAAAAUAUCGCCUCUAUUUCCGGGUAUUGUGAUGAGAAUGAUGAAAAGAUCAUCAUUCACAAAGCAUUUCACGGAACUCUUUGUCAACGUCUAAGUGAUCCAACUCUCACAUGGUCCCAAAGACUUCAAAUAUGUUUAGGUGUUGCUCGUGGGUUGAAUUACAUCCAUUAUGAUGUCAUACAUUGUGACAUCAAUAGCUCUAAAAUUAUUUUAGAUCAUAAUUGGGAACCCAAGAUAUAUGGUUUCGAACUUUCCACAACAUAUCCUCGAAGUUUGAGGCAUCGUCUUCUCUUCUCUCGCUACUUUGACACCAACAAUUUGACGCCCAAAUAUGAUGUCUACUCUUUUGGUGUAUUAUUGCUUGAAGUUCUUUGUGGGAGGAAACGAGUGUUCACAAACGACGUUGUUGAGGAAGAACUAGAAGAGAUCAUUGACCCUAAUUUAAGGAAACAAAUGGAUACACAAACGAUGGUACUUUUCACAAACAUAGCUUAUAAAUGCUUGAAGCAACAGUAUGUGCAACGCCCAACUAUGGAUCAAAUUGUCAAAGAACUUGAGGAGGUGUUGCAACUUCAAUGGGAACUUCAAUGGGAACAUGCUGAUAUGAAAGAACAUUUAGUAACCAAAGCUGCAGAUGAAGGUAUAUUAUCCGACAUCUUGAAGAUCCCACUAAGAGACAUAAGGCAGGCCACAAAUGGUUUCAAUAAAGCAUGUUUUGUUGGGUCUGGAGGAUAUGCUGAUGUGUACAGAGCAAAACUUGACUUUUUAAAUAUCGAAGCUUUGUCGUCGAUGGAUGAGAAGAGUAAAGAUGAACUGCCCAAGAUAAGCAAAACUGUAGCUAUAAAACGCAUUUCUAGUAGAGUAGAUGAGCAAGGUAAACAAACCUUUUUAACGGAACUUAAACUGCUUUCUCGUUGUAAGCAUCCAAAUAUAGUCUCUCUUCUCGGCUUUUCUAGAGAGUCUGGUGAAAUGAUUCUUGUUUACGAGUACGCUUUUAAAGGCAGUCUUGGUGAUUAUCUAGUAAGCAGUGAUAAAACCAGUGUUGUUCUUCCUUGGGCGCAAAGAAUACAAAUUUGCCUUGAUAUUGCGCAUGGAAUUAGUUACCUUCACACUGACAUGGAGGGAAAACCAAGGAUAAUACAUCGAGAUAUAAAGAGUGAUAACAUUUUAUUAGAUGAAAAUAUGAACGCGAAGCUUGCUGACUUUGGGCUCUCCAAAUUGCAUCCUACAAAUCAACAACCUAGCACUAUCUAUUCAAAGAAUAUUGCAGGGACAACAUUAUACAUGGACCCAGAAUAUACAACUACCGGUAAGUACAAAAGGGAAUCGGAUAUUUAUUCCUUUGGAGUAGUUUUAUUUGAGGUCCUAUCUGGGAAAGUGGCGUAUGAUUCAACUUACACCGAUGAAGAUGACUUGGGACUUGCACCCAUUGCAAGGAGACGAUUCAACGAGGGGACAAUAAAGGAAUUGAUUGAUCCUAAAUUAAUUGAAGAUGACGAUGAUCACAUUUUUACUUUAAAUAAAGGACCCAAUCAAGAUUCUUUCCAUGCAUUUUCGAAAAUCGCAUAUCAGUGUUUAGCAGAAACUCAAGCCAAACGUCCAGCAAUCAACGUCGUCAUUAAAGAACUUCAGAAUGCAUUAAAACUGCAAGGGACAACCGUGGUACUCUCAAGGUCUCGACUCAGUGAUAUAGUGUUGGCUACCGAGAACUUUGCUGAAAAAUACUGCAUCGGUUUAGACGCAAUUGGGACGGUGUACAAAGCUGAACUCGAUCAUUUUAACAACAAUAAUUUGUUGGCAGCAGAAGGGAAGAAUAACAGUGAGUCAUCCAAGAAACGCAUUACCGUAGCUAUAAAACGCAUCACCAGUAGAAAAGGCGGGCAAGGAAAACAAGAAUUCUAUGAAGAGAUUGAAAUGUGUACUAGUUAUCAACAUCCCAACAUAGUCCCUCUUAUUGGCUUUUGUAAUGAAGGGGAUGAAAUGAUCCUUGUCUAUGAGCAUGUUUCUGAGAGAAGCCUCAACGACUAUUUGAAAAGUGUUGAUAAAAUGGGUACUUUUACAUGGAUCCGCCGUCUACACAUGUGCCUUGAGAUUGCACGUGGACUUGAUCACCUUCACACAAAGAUGGUCAACCCACAAAGGAUAAUACACAUUGACAUAAAGAGUGGCAACAUUCUGUUAGACAAGAACUUGGGGCCGAAAAUUGCUUACUUUGUAAUCUCAAAGUUACGCCCUGCAACAAAUAUAGAAACAGCACUGGAAAGGAAUUCUGAUAUAUACUCGUUUGGAGUUGUGCUUUUUGAAAUCUUUUGUGGGAGGGUGGCAUAUGAUCCAGUUUACAUAGAAAAAAAUAACAAAGGGCUUGCACCCAUUGCAUGCCAAUGUUUCAAUGGUGGAACCAUAGAGAGUAUAAUGGAUCCGACGCUAAAAGAAGCCGCCGAUGAAGACAUUUCUACUUCAAAUAGAGGACCCAAUCAAGAUUCUUUAAACACAUUCUUAAAAAUUGCAUGUCAGUGUGUGGGAGAGGCUGCCAAGCGUCCUACUAUGGAUAUAGUGAUCAAGGAACUUGAGAGAGCAAUCAACUUUCAUGACCCCAAGCCCGUGGAAUAUAGUUGAUGUGAUAUGCGUGUAUCAUGUCACAUUUUUGGGAAGUUGGUGGUGAAUCCGGGUUGCAACAAAUGAUUCACUCUGCUCCAACUGGAUGAUGUGAUACGGGCUUAUAUGUAAAUAGUCGGGGAUAUCAGAAUUCAUAAGACUGGAAACAGUCACUACUGGCAAAAACACAAGGUUCUGCCAUGUAUUUAUACCAUAUACAUACCAAUACUAUAUUUAAGUAAUAAAAUAAACCAACCUAGUAAACUAA